CGAUAUCUAAAUAACAAAUGUGUUAACAAUUUCACAGGGCGAUACACUAUAAAAAAUAUUAUAUAAAUGUAUCUGUGUUCACCCGAUCAAGACUGGAUUUCAUUAGCUCUGAAAGAUGACAAAGACACUAAUUAAGAAAUAAAUGGUAAUCAAUCAAUCUGUGUAAAAAUGAAAACCACCGUUCAAAACAUUCAUAUACUUGUUCUGUUUGGAUGUAUUCUUCCCGUGCAGCUAUUAAACAUAGCAGAAGGACAAAAGGAAUGUUACCCGAAGGGCGACGCAACCUGCUCCUGUGAUUUCUCAGAUGGAAGCGGAACAUUAGACUUCACCAGUCUAGGGGGAAAGAACUCCCAGCCAAGAUUCAAAGACAUUCAACAGGAAGGAGCCACAGACCUGUUUUCCUACAGUCCCUGUGGUGGUUUUGAAGAGGGGCGCUGCCAGAAUGCAGCCGUUUGUAUGACUACAGAGGGACAACAACAGCAGAUAGGUGACAAUGGGAAGGCAAUGUACGGAUAUGACGAUUCCUCGGACAGUGUGGUCAUAGCAUACACGUCGAAAUCAAGUGUCCUCAGUAUAUCGGAGGUGACAAUGAAGUGUGACCCUAACGUUUGUGUUCCGCAGUUCGUCCCGCAGGGACAGCGAAGCGUGGGCGACUAUCGUUUUACGCUGACCACUGUAUGCGCAUGCCCAAAUAUGUGCACUGCUUCCGGUCCAACAAACUGCAACUCAUCGUCUGGUUCAGCGGGUAGUAUUGGACCAGGACUGAUUGUCAUAAUCGCAUUUGCGAGUAUUGCACUGGUGUACGUUAUAAUGGGAGUAACUUACGGACGACUAAAAAACAACGCCAGAGGGACUGAUCUCAUACCGAACAAAACAUUCUGGACUUCUUUGCCCGGACUUGCGAAGGAUGGUGUUCUGUUUAUUGUCAACAAAAUUAGAGGAAGACCAUUGUACGACGCUGUUUAAAGGCAACAAUGUAAAAGCAAUGGCAUUUAUCUAAAUUAUAAUUGAUUUGAAGUGAAAAUAGACUCGCUGUUAUUAACGGAUUUGCAUUGAAACUUAAUCAACUGAUGAUAAAACGUUGUUGUUUAUAUAUUACUUAAAGUAUUUUUGUUGUUUAUUAUAGCUUAAAUAAAUAUGUUA
Mya arenaria is the source of this 1143-nucleotide messenger RNA. RefSeq lists its product as uncharacterized. The transcript is spliced from 7 exons. Gene Ontology annotation, cellular component: trans-Golgi network. Lineage: Eukaryota; Metazoa; Mollusca; Bivalvia; Myida; Myidae. Bases 169 to 966 code for a protein of 265 amino acids. The record is from RefSeq and is a predicted model, not a curated record.